Messenger RNA from Capsella rubella, 1568 nucleotides. RefSeq names its product protein DETOXIFICATION 1. Lineage: Eukaryota; Viridiplantae; Streptophyta; Magnoliopsida; Brassicales; Brassicaceae. Gene Ontology annotation, biological process: xenobiotic detoxification by transmembrane export across the plasma membrane. Bases 12 to 1439 code for a protein of 475 amino acids. The record is from RefSeq and is a predicted model, not a curated record. The transcript is spliced from 6 exons. Gene Ontology annotation, cellular component: membrane. Gene Ontology annotation, molecular function: xenobiotic transmembrane transporter activity; antiporter activity.
GAGAGAAGACAAUGGAAGAGCCAUUUCUUCAGCGAGAGGAGCUGGUCACCACUAAGGCCACAUGGCCAAGUGGUCAGCUCACGGCCGAGCUGAAGAGAGUGAGUCGCUUGGCUGCUCCUAUGGCUACUGUGACUAUUGCUCAGUACUUAUUGCCUGUUAUCUCAGUCAUGGUUGCUGGUCACAACGGCGAGCUCCAGCUCUCCGGUGUUGCUCUUGCCACAUCCUUCACAAACGUUACUGGUUUUAGUAUUAUGUAUGGAUUAGUGGGUGCACUAGAAACUCUUUGUGGCCAAGCUUAUGGAGCCAAGCAAUAUGAAAAAAUAGGAACUUACGCAUACUCAGCAAUUGCUUCCAACAUACCUAUUUGUUUCCUCAUAUCAAUUCUAUGGAUUUACAUCGAGAAGAUCUUGAUUUCUCUCGGACAAGACCCUGACAUAUCAAGAAUCGCUGGCUCUUACGCUUUUUGGCUCAUACCGGUUUUGUACGCCCAAGCGAUUGUCAUACCGCUGACCAGGUUUCUGCUGACACAAGGGUUGGUUCUCCCUUUGCUCUACACUGCCGUAACCACACUUUUGUUCCACGUUUUGGUUUGUUGGGCUUUGGUUUUCGUGUUUGUUCUGGGAGGCAAUGGACCUGCCAUGGCUACUAGUGUGUCUUUCUGGUUUUAUGCUAUGAUGCUAUCAUGUUAUGUGAGAUUCUCCAGUUCUUGUGAGAAGACUCGCGGAUUUGUGUCUGAAGAUUUUGUGUCUUGUGUUAAGCAGUUCUUCCAAUACGGAAUCCCAUCAGCUGCAAUGAUUUGCCUAGAAUGGUGGCUAUUUGAACUACUCCUACUCUGCUCAGGUCUUCUCCCUAACCCGAAACUCGAGACCUCUGUUCUUUCGAUAUGUCUUACAACAGAAACUUUACACUAUGUAAUUUCAUCCGGAGUCGCGGCAGCUGUGAGCACACGUGUAUCAAACAGUUUGGGAGCUGGAAACCCUCAAGUUGCUAGGGUUUCAGUAUUAGCAGGGCUUUGUCUCUGGCUAGUAGAGUCAGCUUUCUUUAGCAUACUUCUCUUCACCUGUAGGAACAUCGUAGGCUACACAUUCAGCAACAGCAAAGAAGUUGUAGACUAUGUGGCUGACCUAUCUCCAUUGCUCUGUCUCUCCUUUAUUCUCGACGGCUUCACUGCAGUUCUUAAUGGUGUUGCUAGAGGAAGUGGUUGGCAACACAUUGGUGCUUGGAACAAUAUUGUUUCUUAUUACCUUGUAGGAGCUCCUGUUGGAAUUUACUUAGCUUUCAGUCAUGAUCUUAAAGGAAAAGGACUUUGGUGUGGUGUUGUGGUUGGAUCCACUGUGCAAGCCACUGUACUAGCUAUUGUUACAGCUUCCAUGAACUGGAAGGAACAGGCUGAGAAGGCUAGGAAAAGAAUAGUCUCAACUGAAAAUGAAUUAGCAUAAAACGAAGUGUGUUCCCUAAUCAAGUUUUAAUAAGAGAGAGAGAUCUAAUGAUUUCAUCAUAUUUUUUGGUAUACAAAAUAUUUGCAAUGUAAUGGUUACAAGUGAAUAAAAGACAUCAUUGGUUCCAAA